AUGGCUCCUUACGACAGUCCCGCAAUUGCCGCAGGUUCCACCGUCCUUGUAACAGGGGCCAACGGUUUUGUUGGCGCUCACGUCACAGACCAGCUUCUCCAGCAAGGCUACAAGGUGCGAGGCACAGUGCGCGACGCCAGCAAGCACCAGUGGCUCGUAGAUCGUUUGUCCCAACAGUAUGGCGAUAACAAGUUUGAGCUCGUGACUGUCAAGGACAUGAGGGAGCCCGGCGCGUUCGACGACGCGGUGUCAGGUGUGUCCGGUAUUGUGCACGUUGCCUCAGUACGGGACAUGGGUGUCACACCAGACGAAUUGCUCCGAACCACCGUGGCCGGAACUCUGGGUUGUUUGGAGGCCGCAGCCAAAGAGCCCAGUGUGAAGCGCUUCGUGCUGACGUCGUCUUCAGCUGCGGUCCGCUCGCUGCAAGCAUACCGAGGGACUGACACAGUGUCUGCGGACGAGUAUGACGAGCAGACGCUGGCCUUGUCUAAGAACAUUCCAGAUUCGCUUCCACCGAUGCAUAAGUUCAUGAUCGCGUACUUUGCUUCUAAGGUCGCGGCCGAACAGGCAUUCUGGGAGUGGAUCAAGAACAACAAGUCGCACUUCUCUGCCAACGCAGUGCUGCCUUGCACUAUCUACGGCAGUCCGCUAGACGUGGCCCACCAGGGCUUUCCGUCUACAGCGCGUAUCCCGCUCCAGAUCUUGGACGGCGAUACUGACUCCAUCAAGCAUGUACAGCGUUUUUACUAUGUCCACGUUCAGGACGUCGCUCGUCUUCAUGUUGCCAGCUUGAUCAGCCCAGCCGUUAACAACGAACGCAUCUUUGCUUACGCUUCGUCUUACUCCAUCAACGAGUUCUUCGACAUCUUUGCGAAAGUCGUCCCAGGUUACAAGCCGCGAGACAAGCUCGAUGGUCUAGAUUUUCCGCUGGCGGAGAUCGGACCGCGAGCUAGAGCAGAAGCACUGUUGAAGGAACUUGGCCGGCCGGGGUUCAUGGGGCUGGAGGAGACAAUUACUGAUAGCGUGAAGACACGUAUCAAUGCUUCUUCGUAG
Alternaria incomplexa is the source of this 1053-nucleotide messenger RNA. RefSeq lists its product as uncharacterized. The transcript has 3 exons. Gene Ontology annotation, molecular function: oxidoreductase activity, acting on the CH-OH group of donors, NAD or NADP as acceptor. The record is from RefSeq and is a predicted model, not a curated record. Lineage: Eukaryota; Fungi; Ascomycota; Dothideomycetes; Pleosporales; Pleosporaceae. Bases 1 to 1053 code for a protein of 350 amino acids.